This is a messenger RNA of Prunus avium (sweet cherry), 1098 nucleotides long. The record is from RefSeq and is a predicted model, not a curated record. Lineage: Eukaryota; Viridiplantae; Streptophyta; Magnoliopsida; Rosales; Rosaceae.
UCUUUUCUUAUACUAAUCAUUGUAUUAAUUUUAAUUUACCUACUUUUGAUACAGCACCCGGUGGCUCUUCAUCAUUUGCUUUUGUUGCUGGUCUUUCAAACACUGGGGGCGAGGACUUGGAUGAAACACCUUCCGUGGUUGUUGUUGCUGCCUAUGGUGGGACUAUUUUGGAAGAGGGACAACAACCUAAUUUUCAACUAUUCAAGGAGAAAGAUCUCUCAAAAACAGUUAUCCAGUUCAAAAGACAUGUCUUGAAUCAUGAGAAGACUAAAGAGUUAUUAAAAUUUAGAAUUUGUGCACAUUGGAACAUGGAUAUGUGGUGCUACAGGGGCUUCUCAACCGACAUACUAAACUUGCACCUUCGGAUGACCAUCCUAUUAAUGACCUAUGGAUACCGUGUCUGUCGUGUAUCCACCAGUUGAACAAGUAAGCUUGAGAGAUAUCAUCGCAAGCACCAAUGUCACCUUAUCUUGGGACAACCGAAUCUCCAUAGUUGUUCAAGUGGCGAGGGGAACUGGCUUUUUUGCAUAGUGUGCCAAUGGGAUUUAUACCAUGUUUUAAGGAUGCUAAUGUCCUCCUCGAUCGGGAUUUUAAUAUGAAACUGUCAGGUUUUGGCUUGAAAAGUUUGGGGCACAAAUCAAAGAAUAUACUCUCACAAAAGCUGUAUUUACCUCCCGAGUAUCCUGUAGUAAGAAUAGCAUAUCACUGGUCUCAUGAGGGAGAUGUGUUUUCUUUUGGAGUUGUGCUGCUAAAAAUGACGAAAGGCAACAAGCUAGAUAACAGUGCAUAUUUAAAUGUGACUAGGGUUACUUUGCAGUAUCUCGAGGACAAUAAAAGCGAUCCUAAAAAGUUGAAAUCAAAGUUAGAGAAGUUGAUAGAUGAGGAAAUCAAACAUGAGUAUACGCACCGGACAAAGCUUUGCAGAUGACAAUGAUUAUUAAAAGGUGCCUCGCAGUUAACCCUAAGGAGCGGCCCACCAGCUCUGAAAUUUUAAAAGAAUUUGAUUAAGAAAAAUAUCUUUGACUUUGAGUGGGUUGACUAUUCAAUUUACUACUUUUUGAAUUUAUCGACACUUAUAUAUGAAUUAAUUAAAAUAUU